ACACGCUCACACGUACGCACUCCUCCAGAGCUGACGUGGGCUGUGGCCUUGCACAGCUGCUGCCCAUCUGCAACCCGCAGCCACUCACAGGAGGUUGAGGAGAAGAAAGAGCAGACAAAGUUAGAAAGAAGAGUGGAUAAGUAUGGAUGUUUUGCAAGACUGGGCCCUGGCGUACCCGGCCCUGGCCCGGCUCCUCUGGGUGUUCGUGCUGGUGUUGGCCAGCGUCCUGGUCUGGGGCUUGUUCUUCUGCUGCUGGGGAAGCCAAAGCUCCACCUUCCCUCUGGAGAGAUAUAUCUCAGCAAUAGAGAAAGACUCCAAGACGAAACACAAGAGUCAGCGGAAGAAGAAGCCGAAGGAUAAGAGUGUCUCCGCAGCUCUGCUGAAUGAAGGGAUUGUUGGUGUGAUCAAACUGGCGAGCCCUUUGACUCGACGGAAUCAGAGGAAGAAGGAAAAACAGGGGAAAAAGACAGAGGAAGAGGAAGGAAAGACAGAGGAAAGGAAGGAUGAGAAAAUGGAAGAGGGAAAAGAAGAGCGGUCCUCCACAGUAAGGAAGAGGAAUAAACGCCACCUGAAAGUCACAAUUGCACCGGGCACCGUGACUAAAGAAUCUGCUGGGCAGGUCAUGUCAGGGGGUCGUCGACGGAUACUGGAGCGGUCUGCAUCGGAGGAGAGCGCAAAGGACCUGAGUUCCUCACAUUUUCCUGGAGACACCUUACCAUGGAACCUUCCCAAACACCAACGAGUCAAACGCUCCAAGUCUGCUUCUGGAGACGUCCUGGACGCUCCGGAGAGAGCAGUCCUUCGUAUUGCAGACGAGCGGGAUCGGGUGCAGAAAAAGACCUUCACAAAAUGGGUGAACAAGCAUCUGAUGAAGGCCCAGCGACACAUCACCGACCUAUACGAAGAUCUCAGAGAUGGACACAGCCUCAUCUCCCUGCUGGAGGUGUUGUCUGGGGAGACACUGCCCAGAGAGAAGGGCCGCAUGCGCUUUCACAAACUACAGAAUGUACAGAUCGCACUGGAUUUCCUCAAACACAGACAGGUGAAACUGGUGAACAUCAGAAACGACGAUAUUGCAGAUGGAAAUCCUAAACUUACCCUCGGGCUGAUAUGGACCAUCAUUCUUCACUUCCAGAUCUCUGACGUCCAGGUCAGCGGUCAGUCAGAUGAUAUGACUGCCAAGGAGAAGCUGUUGUUGUGGUCUCAACGCAUGGUGGAAGGUUACCAGGGCCUGCGCUGUGAUAACUUCACCACCAGCUGGAGAGAUGGCAGGCUGUUCAACGCCAUCAUCCAUAAACACAGGCCAAAUCUGAUCGACAUGACUAAGGUGUACAGACAGACCAACCUGGAGAAUCUGGAGCAGGCCUUCAGCAUAGCAGAAAGAGACAUGGGUGUCACUCGCCUGCUGGAUCCUGAAGAUGUGGACGUGCCACACCCAGAUGAGAAGUCCAUCAUCACGUAUGUUUCCUCUGUCUAUGACGUUAUGCCCAGAGUUCCUGAUGUUCAUGAUGGAAUCCAGGCCAAUGAGUUGGAGUUGCGCUGGCAGGAAUAUUACGAGCUGGUGACCAUGUUACUCCAGUGGAUCAGACAUCACAUCAUCGUGUUUGAGGAGCGGAAGUUCCCAACCAGCUAUGAAGAGAUUGAGGUUCUUUGGCGUCAGUUUCUGAAAUUCAAGGAGACUGAGUUGCCUGCAAAGGAGACUGACAAAAAUCGCACCAAGCUUAUUUACAAGUCAUUGGAGGGUCCUGUACAGAUGGGUCAGAUAAAGGUUCCCCCCGGUUACCACCCCAUUGAUGUGGAAAAAGAGUGGGGUCGUCUGCACGUGGCCAUUCUGGAACGAGAGAAGCUUCUGCGCUCAGAAUUUGAACGACUGGAGCGUCUGCAAAGAAUAGUCAGUAAGGUGCAGAUGGAGUCGGGUGUGUGUGAGGAACAGCUCAACCAGGUGGAAACACUGUUGCAGACGGAUGUACGUCUUCUGAGCGCAGGAAAACCCAUCCAGCACGCCUCUGAGAUCGAGGCGGAUCUGAACAAAGCUGAAAACAUGAUCCGAUACCUUUUCAACGAUGUGCAAUUGCUUAAAGACGGGCGCCAUCUACAGGCAGAACAGAUGUAUAGAAGAGUUUACCGCCUACAUGAGCGCCUGGUGAACCUGCGCAGCGAGUAUAAUCUGCGUCUGAAGUCAGGUGUGACGGUAUCACAGGUGCCCAUGACCCAAGUGCCUGUGACGCAGACCUCUCACGUCCAAACGUUGCAGCAGUCUCCUCAACGCGUAAGACCCGAGCUAGAUGAAGUCACCAUCAAGUAUAUUCAGGACCUUCUUGCCUGGGUGGAGGAGAACCAGAGACGCAUUGAUGGGGCAGAAUGGGGCCAAGAUCUUCCCACUGUGGAGUCUCAUCUUGGCAGCCACCGCGGUCUCAAUCAGUCUAUAGAAGAGUUUAAAUACAAAAUCGAUCGUGCACGAGCUGAUGAGAAUCAGUUGACUCCAGUCAGUAAGCCAGCCUAUAGAGAAUGUUUGGCCAAACUGGACCUUCAGUACGGCAAGCUGCUGAACUCCUCCAAGGCACGUCUGCGCAGUCUGGAUCAGUUGAACAAUUUUGUAGUGGCCGCAACCAAAGAACUGAUGUGGCUGAAUGAAAAAGAGGAGGAGGAAGUGAACUAUGACUGGAGCGACCGAAACUCCAACAUGACCGCCAAGAAGGACUAUUAUUCAGGUUUAAUGCGAGAUCUCGAACAUAGAGAAACGAGGGUAAACAAGGUCCAGAUGACUGGAGACAAAUUUCUGAAAGAGGGCCAUCCUGCCAGAAAGACUAUUGAGGCUUUCACGGCAGCUCUUCAGACUCAAUGGAGCUGGAUUCUUCAGCUGUGCUGCUGUGUUGAGACUCAUCUUAAAGAAAACACAGCUUACUUCCAGUUCUUCUCCGAUGUCAAAGAUGCCCAAGAACGGAUGAAGAAGAUGGAGGACAUGAUGAAGAAGAAAUAUAUGUGUGAGCGUUCAAUCACAGUCACACGGCUGGAGGAUUUGCUUCAGGAUGCAAUGGAGGAGAAAGAUCAGCUCAAUGAGUUCAAGACUCACCUGGAGGGUCUCAACCGGAGAGCCAAGACCAUUAUCCAGCUGAAACCGAGAAACACUUCUAACCCCAUCAAGGGAAGAUUACCGAUUCAAGCUGUCUGUGACUUCAAACAAAUGGAGAUCACAGUGCACAAAGCAGACGAAUGUUUCCUGACAAACAACUCGCAGCCGUACAAAUGGAACGUGCGAAACUCCAGUGGAAACGAAGCCACAGUACCGUCCAUCUGCUUCAUAAUCCCUCCCACCAACAAAGAGGCCGUCGACUUGAGCUCGAGUUUGGAUGCGAGUCAGCAGAGGUUGAUGGUCCUGUGGCAGAGGCUCCAUGUCGAUAUGAAGAGUCUGCUGUCUUGGCAGUACCUCAUGAGAGAAAUCCAGCUUAUCAGAUCCUGGAAUUUCAUCACGUUUAAGACUUUGAGAGUCGAGGAAUAUCGUCUGUCUCUUAAGAACUUGGAGCAGCACUAUCAAACCUUUAUGCGUGAUAGUCAGGAUUCUCAAAUCUUCGGCGCUGAUGACCGCCUGCAAGCUGAGAACAGUUACGGCAAAGCAACUCAACACUUUGAUAACCUGCUGCGGUCUGUCGAGCAAGGUGACCAGGAUGAGUCGGUGUGCAAGAGCUACAUCACCCAGAUAAAAGACCUGAGGCUGAAACUGGAGGGGUGUGAGACCCGAACUGUCAAUCGACUCAGACAGCUGGCGGACAAGGAACCUCUCAAGGCUUGUGCACAGAGGACCACAGAUCAGAAGAAAGUGCAGGUGGAGUUGGAAGGUCUAAAGAAAGACCUGGACAAGAUGGUGGAGGAGAGUGAAGAGGUGCUGGCAACAUCUCAGCAGUCCAGUUCCGCUCCUGUUUUGCGCUCCGAGAUUGACAUCACUCAGAAAAAGAUGUACCACGUCUACAGCCUUUCGUCUGUGUACUUAGACAAGUUGAAGACCAUAGACAUGGUAAUCCGCAGCAAACAAGGAGCUGAGGAUGUUCUUAACAAGUAUGAGAACCAACUGAGAGAUGUACACAAAGUUCCUGUAAAUGAGAAGGAGGUCGAGGCUGAACAGACGCAGCUGCAGAAACUGCGAACUGAAGCCGAGGGCAAGCAAGGCAUAUUUGACAACCUGGAAGAAGAGCUUCAGAGCGCUAACGUGGUGAAUGACCAGAUGUCUCAGCUUCACAGCGAGCGUGAUGUCGAGCUGGAGCACUACAGGCAGCUGGUGGGUAACCUGAGGGACCGCUGGCAGGCCGUGUUUGCUCAGAUGGAGCUGAGACAGCGAGAGCUCGAUCUGCUGAGGAAGCAGAUGCAGGCUUAUAGGCAGAGCUACGAUUGGCUCAUUCGCUGGAUAGCCGAUGCCAAGCAGAGGCAGGACAAGCUGCACGCUGUGCCCAUUGGUGACAGCAAAGCCCUACUAGAGCAUCUGACACAGGAGAAGAAACUGCUUGAGGAGAUUGAGAAAAACAAGGACAAGGUGGACGAGUGUCAUAAACAUGCUAAAGCGUACAUUGAUGCCGAUAAGGAUUAUGAGCUUCAGCUGGUGACAUAUAAAGCUCUUGUGGAGCCCAUAGCUUCUCCUAUGAAGAAAGCCAAAAUGGAGUCCUCAUCUGAUGACAUCAUUCAAGAGUACGUGACUUUGAGAACACGGUACAGUGAGCUGCUGACUCUGUCAAGCCAAUACAUUAAAUUCAUCAUAGAGACACAGCGACGCCUAGAGGAUGAAGGGAAAGCUGCUGAAAAACUUAAGGAGGAAGAGAGGAAAAAACUGGCUGAGAUGCAGGCCGAGCUAGAAAAGCAAAAACAGUUAGCUGAAUCUCACGCAAAGGCUAUUGCCAAAGCAGAACAAGAGGCCAGUGAGCUAAAGAUGAAGAUGAAAGACGAAGUCAACAAACGUCAGGACGUUGCUGUCGAUGCUGAGAAACAGAAGCACAAUAUCCAGCGAGAGCUUCUGGAGCUUAAAAGCCUUUCAGAGCAAGAAAUCAAGUCCAAGACGCAACAGGUUGAUGAAGCGCUGAUUUGCCGUACCAGAAUCGAAGAAGAACUCCGUAUAAUCCGAAUUCAGCUGGAGACGACCACGAAACAAAAAUCAAUUUCUGAAACUGAGCUUCAGCAGCUGAGAAACAAAGGAGAUGAAGCGGACAGACUUCUAAAGUCGGCUCAGGAAGAGGCAGAUAAACUUCGAAAGCAAGUCGCUGAAGAGAAUCAAAAGAAACGCAAGGCGGAAGAGGAGCUCAAACUGAAAUCGGCGGCUGAGAAGGAUGCAGCUAAAGAGAAAAAGAAAGCCCUUGAGGAUCUAGAGAAGUUCAAGCUCCAAGCAGAAGAAGCCGAGAGACACAUGAAGCAAGCGGAGCUGGAAAGGCAAAGGCAGAUUCAAGUGGUAGAGGAGGUGGCCAAGAAGACUGCAGCCACCCAGCUUGAGAGUAAACAGUUGUCAUUGACGGCUAAACUGGAAGAGUCCCUCAAAAAUGAGCAGGUGAUGGUCAUCCAGCUUCAGGAGGAGGCCGAACGUCUGAAGAAGCAGCAAGCUGAUGCGGAUAAGGCAAGAGAGCAGGCCGAGAAAGAACUAGAAACAUGGAGACAGAAAGCUAAUGAAGCUCUUCGUCUGCGUCUCCAGGCUGAAGAAGAGGCCAACAAGAAAAGUGCAGCUCAAGAGGAGGCGGAAAAGCAGAAAGAGGAAGCCAAGCGGGAGGCAAAGAAAAGGGGAAAAGCUGAGGGGACUGCACUUAAACAGAAAGAGACCGCAGAGAAGGAACUCGAGAACCAAAGGAAGAAGGCUGAAGAAACGGCACAGCAGAAGCUUGCAGCAGAGCAAGAACUCAUUCGGUUAAGAGCUGAUUUUGAGCAUGCUGAACAACAGAGAUCAGUCUUGGAUGAUGAGCUCCAGCGUCUUAAAAAUGAAGUCAGUGCUGCUGUUAAACAGAAGAAGGAGCUGGAAGAGGAACUGAUCAAAGUUAGGAAGGAGAUGGAGAUUCUUCUGCAGAUGAAAUCUAAGACUGAGAAGGAGUCUAUGUCGAACACUGAAAAGAGCAAACAACUACUUGAGUCUGAGGCGGCAAAGAUGAGGGAACUUGCUGAGGAGGCAACCAAGCUGAGGUCUGUUGCAGAAGAAGCAAAAAAACAGAGACAGCUGGCGGAGGAAGAAGCAGCUCGACAAAGAUCAGAGGCUGAGAAGAUCCUGAAAGAAAAGUUGGCGGCUAUCAACGAAACAACCCGUUUGAAAGCCGAAGCCGAGAUCACUUUGAAAGAGAAGGAAGCUGAAAAUGACUGUCUAAAGAGAAAAGCUGAAGAAGAAGCGUACCAGAGGAAAGCCCUUGAAGACCAAGCGUCUCAGCACAAGCAAGAAAUCGAAGAAAAGAUUGAUCAGUUAAAGAAGUGUUCAGACACUGAACUGGAAAGGCAGAAGAAAAUUGUAGAAGAAACACUGAAGCAGAGGAAAAUAGUGGAGGAGGAGAUCCACAUUCUGAAAAUCAAUUUUGAAAAGGCUUCGACUGGUAAACAGGAUCUUGAACUUGAGCUUAACAAACUGAAGAGCAUGGCGGACGAAACUCAAAAGAGCAAAGCAAAGGCAGAAGAAGAGGCGGAGAAAUUCAGAAAGCUUGCUUUGGAAGAAGAGAAGAAACGAAAAACGGCAGAGAAGAAGGUGAAGAAAAUCCAAGCUGCUGAAGAAGAGGCGGCAAGACAGCACAAAGCCGCUCAGGAGGAAGUUGAACGUCUUAUAAAGAAAGCAGAUGAGGCCAAAAAGCAGCAAGAGAAUGCGGAGAAGGAAGCCGAGAAGCAGAUCCUUUUAGUCCAAGAGGCCGCACAGAAAUGUGCUGCUGCUGAGCAGAAAUCCCAAGUUGUUCUCCUCCAACAAAAUAAAGAUACUAUGGCGCAGGAUAAACUUAAGGAAGAGUUUGAUAAGGCAAGGAAACUAGCACAAGAUGCGGAAAAGGCUAAAGACAAGGCUGAGAAAGAGGCUCUACAGCUGCAGAAGAAAGCAGAAGAGGCUGAGCGUCAAAAGCAGGCUGCUGAGGCUGAAGCUGCCAAACAGGCCAAAGCCCAAGAAGAUGCUGAAAAACUGAGAAAAGAAGCCGAAAAUGAAGCUUCCAGGCGUGCUGAGGCAGAGGCCGCUGCUCAAAAACAAAAGCAACAAGCGGAUGCUGAGAUGGCCAAGUACAAAAAGCUUGCAGAAAAGACCUUGAAGCAGAAGUCUCAGGUUGGAGAGGAGUUAACAAAAGUUAAAAUGCAACUAGAUGAGACUGACAAACAAAAAUCUAUCCUCGACGAUGAACUUAAGCGACUCAAGCUAGAGGUCAGUGAUGCUGUGAAGCAAAAAGGUCAAGUGGAGGAUGAGCUCUCUAAAGUCAAGAUCCAGAUGGAGGAGUUAUUAAAACUGAAACUUAAAAUUGAAAAGGAGAAUCGACAGCUUAUGAAGAAAGAUAAAGAAAACACUAAGAAUCUUCUCGAGGAGGAAGCUGAGAAUAUGAAAAAGUUGGCGGAGGAGGCGGCACGGCUCAGUGUCGAGGCUCAAGAAGCUGCAAGAUUGCGACAAAUUGCGGAGACAGAUCUUGCCAAACAAAGAGAACUGGCUGAUAACAUGCUGGAGGAGAAAAAACAGGCCGUUCAGGAGGCAACAAAACUAAAGGCUGAAGCUGAGAAGCUCCAGAAGCAGAAAGAUCAAGCUCAGGUGGAAGCUCAAAAGCUGUUGGAGGCCAAAAAGGAGAUGCAGCAGCGUUUGGAACAAGAGACUGAAGGUUUCCAGAAAUCCUUAGAAGCUGAACGCAAACGACAAUUGGAAAUUACCGCAGAGGCUGAGAAACUAAAGAUCAGGGUGACCCAGCUGAGUGAAGCUCAGUUCAAAGCUGAAGAGGAGGCCCAAAAAUUCAAGAAACAAGCAGAUGACAUCAAAGCCCGUAUGAUAGAGACAGAAAAAACUACUUCACAUGUUUUUGUUGAGGAACUGGAAGUGCAGAGGUUGCAAAGCACAAAAGAGGCCGAAGAUCUGCAUAAAGCGAUCGCAGAGCUUGAGAAAGAAAAGAAAAAAUUGAAAAAAGAGGCAGCUGAUUUACAAAAACAGUCAAAAGAGAUGGCCAAUGUGCAACAAGAACAGUUACAACAGGAAAAGACUAUCCUCCAGCAAACUUUCAUUGCAGAAAAGGAAACAUUGCUGAUAAAGGAAAAGGCCAUUGAAGCAGAGAAAAAGAAGCUGGAAAGGCAAUUUGAAGAUGAAGUGAAGAAGGCUCAGGCUCUUAAAGAAGAACAGGAACGUCAAAAAAAGCAGAUGGAGGAGGAAAAGAAGAAACUCCAGUCUGCCAUGGAUGCGGCUCUCAAAAAGCAGAAGGAGGCUGAGGACGAUAUGCUAAACAAGCAAAAUGAGAUGCAAGAGCUUGAAAAGAAGAGAAUUGAACAAGAAAAACUUCUGGCUGAAGAAAACAAGAACUUAAAGGAAAAGCUAAAACAACUUCAGAGUUCACAGAAGUUAUCUCACACAAAGGAAAUGGAAAUUCAAACUGAGGAUGUCCCUGAAGAUCAGUUGGUUCAAAUGACCAUGGUAGGAACAACAAAGAAGGUCUUCAAUGGCUCUACAGAAGUGGAUGGUGUGAAAAAAGAUGAACCGCUGUCAUUUGACGGCAUCAGAGAGAAGGUGCCCGCGAGCAGACUUUACGACAUUGGUGUUCUCAGCAAAAAAGAACUGGACAAGCUUAAGAAAGGGAAAACCACAGUGCAAGAUCUUUCCAAGAAUGACAAAGUCAAGAUGUGCCUAAAAGGUAAAGAUUCCAUAGGUGGUGUAAUCGUUGAACCCAACCAGAAAAUGAGCAUAUAUCAGGCUUUGAAAGAGAACAAGAUUGCACCAAGCACAGCUACGAUGCUCCUCGAAGCUCAGGCUGCAUCUGGCUACAUCAUUGACCCCAUCAAGAACAGAAGACUGUCUGUCAAUGAAGCUGUGAAAGAUGCUUUGAUCGGACCCGAGUUACACACUAAAUUAUUAACUGCUGAAAGGGCUGCCACAGGAUUCAAAGAUCCCUUCACUGGAAAUACAAUUUCACUAUUUGAAGCUAUGAAAAAGGGCUUGAUCGCAGAGGACCAGGCCAGGAAACUUCUUGAUUCUCAAUAUGCAACUGGUGGUAUAAUUGAUCCAGUCAAUAGCCACCGUGUGUCUGUCCAAACAGCAUGUUCACAAGGUCAGUUGGAUGAAGAUCAAAGCAAAAUUCUGUCCAGUCCUCCUGCUGACAAGAAAGCAUUUAUAGACCCCAACACUCAGGACAGCCUCACUUAUUCUGAGUUACUAGAGAAAUGCAAACUAGAUCCUGACACAGGCAUUCCAUUUCUACCUAUCAUAGAGAAAGCAGGGCAGAUUAAAGCUUACACAGAUGAAGAAACUAAAGAUGUAUUUAGUAGAGCAAGCGUAUCAAUUCCAUUUGGAAGAUUUAAAGGAAAGACCGUCACCAUCUGGGAAGUCAUCAAUUCGGAAUACUUCACUGAGGGUCAGAGAAAGGAUCUCAUCCGUCAAUACAAGACAGGCAAAAUUACUGUUGAAAAAAUUAUCAGGAUUGUCAUAACUGUUGUCGAGGACAAGGAGAACAAGAAGGAACCUGCCUUUGUUGGUUUGAGAUCAUCUGUACCUGCGACAGAGCUUCUGGAAGCAAAGGUUAUUAAUAAAGAUUUAUUCAACAAAUUACACAAUGGUAAAGCUACUAUUAAAGAAGUGUCUGAGCUUGAACAUGUCAAGAAAGCCCUACAAGGCACACACAGUAUUGCUGGAGUGCUUGUUGAGUCGAGUAAAGAAAAAAUGUCCCUUUAUGAAGCCAUGAAGAAGGACAUACUUGGAUCAAAGCCUGCAAUUGACCUUUUGGAAGCUCAAGCUGGAACUGGCUUCAUAAUUGACCCAGUGAAGAACCAAAAGCUCACUGUUGAUGAAGCUGUCAAAAGUGGUGUUGUUGGCCCAGAACUUCAUGAGAAAUUGCUGUCCGCAGAAAGAGCAGUUUGUGGCUUCAAAGAUCCAUAUACUGGAAAAACUGUAUCACUCUUCGAAGCCAUGCAAAAAGAUCUCAUAAAGAGAGACCAAGGAGUCCGACUCUUAGAAGCUCAACUUGCGACAGGAGGAGUUAUUGACCCAGAGAAAAGUUACCGCCUCACUCAAGAUAUCGCAUGUAAACGUGGUUACCUAAAUGAGGAGAUGAAUAAAACUUUAAAUAGCCCAUCCGACUACAGUACAGUAUUUGUCGACCCCAACACACAAGAAAACAUCACUUAUGCCGAAUUGCUUAAAAGAUGCACUACAGAUAAACAGACUGGUCUUCCACUGCUUCCACUCUCAGAAAAAGCAGUCAAGUCAAAAGAAAUCGAGCCCCUUUCUAAUGCACAAUGUGAAGACGCCUUGAGCCAUGCAACAGUAGAUAUACACAGUGGACUUUUUAAAGGAAGGAAGGUCACGAUAUGGGAAAUUAUCAACUCUGAGUAUUUAACAGAGGAGCAAAGGAUUUAUUUUAUUCAACAGUAUAGAUCAGGAAAAGUCACCAUUGAACAACUCAUCACAAUAAUUGUCACCACGGUGGAUGAAAAAGAAAAGAAAAGAGAAGACAGCUUUGAGGGUCUCAGAGGACCCGUAACAGCCAGUUCCUUGUUUGAAUCUAAAAUAAUUGACAAAGACACAUAUGACGAGCUCCAACAAGGCAAAAAGAAACCUGCAGAGGUCGGUCAAAUUGACUCUGUCAAACGUUACUUGCAAGGAUCUGAUUGUAUCACUGGGGUGUUUGCCGAAAAGACGAAAGAAAAACUCAGCAUUUACCAAGCAAUGAAGCAGAAACUACUGACACCAAACACAGGUCUGUCCUUGCUGGAGGCCCAAGCAGCUACUGGCUACAUAAUCGAUCCCAUCAGAAACGAGAGAUUUACAGUUGUUGAUGCUGUAAAGGCUGGCAUCGUUGGUCCAGAACUACAUGAAAAACUGCUGUCAGCAGAGAAAGCUGUUACUGGUUAUAAAGACCCAUACACUGGCAAUACAAUCUCCCUCCUCCAAGCAAUGCAGAAACAACUUGUUCUGCGAGACCAUGCCAUACCUCUUCUAGACGCCCAAGAGGCCACUGGAGGAAUAAUUGAUCCCGUAAAUAACCAUCGCAUUCCAAGUGAUAUAGCUAUUCAGCGUGGCUACUUCACUAUGCAGUUGGCUAAAUCUUUCAAAGACCCCUCAGAUGACAUCAAAGGUUUCACAGAUCCCAACAAAGAUGAGAGGGUCACAUAUAAACAACUUAAAGAGACAUGCAUGACUGAUCCAGAUUCUGGAAUAUGUCUGUUACCUCUUUCUAAAGCAGAGGCUCCAAAGCAAGCUGAAAAAACGUAUGUUUAUACAGAGGAACAAGCAGAAACAGACUUGGCCAACACUCAAGUAGAUAUAAAACAUGAAAGUUUUGCAGGCCAACAAGUGACUUUAUGGGAGGUUAUGAAGUCAGACUUAUUGCCAGAAGAUGAAAAGCAGAGGCUCCUUGAACAGUACUGCUCGGGAAAAAUUACAAAGGAAAGAAUGGUCAUCAUUAUAAUUGAAAUCAUUGAGCAAAGAGAAAUCAACAGGCCUGAGCAAAGCAUGUCAUGUGAUGUCAUCAGACGCCGGGUCACCAUCGAGGAACUUUACAGAGCUCGGAUUAUAGACCUUGAAACUUACAACCUGCUCAAACAAGGCAAGAAAACCAUAAGGGAGGUCAUGGAGAUGCCAUCUGUCAGGAAGCUCCUCUUUGGAACGGGCAGCAUCGCUGGGGUGCUCGCCGAUAAUUAUGCUAAGGUUAGCAUAUAUCAAGCCAUGAAGAGGGGUCUCAUCACACCUGACGUUGGCACUGAUCUGUUAGAGGCGCAAGCAGCAACAGGAUUUAUCAAUGACCCUGUGAAGGAUGAGUUGUUGACAGUUGAUGAGGCUGUCCGGAAGGGUGUUGUUGGCCCAGAGAUACAUGAUAAACUCCUGUCAGCCGAAAGAGCUGUCACAGGUUACAAAGAUCCAUACACUGGUAAAGUGAUAUCUCUAUUCCAAGCCAUGAAAAAAGGCCUUGUUCCUGAGUAUCAUGCUUUGAAGCUGUUGGAAGCCCAGGAGGCAACAGGUGGCCUUAUGGAUCCCGAGUACUAUUUCCGCCUUCCAACUGAUAUCGCCAUGCAGCGUGGAUACAUAAACAAAGAAACCAGUGAGAGAAUAUCAGAUCUAAACGGAGAUGUGAAAUAUUUUACAGAUCCAACUUCAGAUGAAAAGCUCUCUUAUGCGCUACUUCUCAAAAGAUGCAAAGUUGACAAAGACAGCGGAUUGCGAUUGCUGUCUCUGGCUGACAAAAAACUUCUGUUUAAGGGACUUAGAAAGCAGAUUACCCCGGAUGAGCUGUUGCGCUCUCAAAUUAUCGAUCAGAAGACGUACACGGCAUUGAUGGAGGGCACUAUUUCUGUGGAGGACCUCAGUAAAGAUCUAAAAAAAUAUCUUGAAGGUCUCAGCUCCAUUGCAGGAGUGUAUGUAGAAGCCUCUAAAGACCGCCUGUCAGUCUACCAAGCCAUGAAAAAGAACAUGAUCAGACCAGGAACCGCCUUCGAGCUUCUGGAGGCUCAAGCGUCUACUGGGUACGUGAUCGAUCCGAUCAAAAAUCUGAAGAUGAAUGUCCUAGAAGCAGUUAAAGCCGGAGUUGUUGGACCAGAAUUUAAAGACAAGCUUCUCUCCGCUGAGCGAGCUGUGACCGGCUACAAAGAUCCAUACACAGGAAAAGUGAUCUCCCUGUUCCAGGCCAUGAAAAAAGGUCUCAUUCUGAAAGACCACGGUGUACGUCUGCUCGAAGCUCAGAUAGCCACAGGUGGCAUCAUUGAUCCAGAAGAGAGCCAUCGGCUGCCUGUUGAAGUGGCUUACAAACGUGGUCUGUUCGAUGAGGAGAUGAAUCAAAUUCUCACCGAUCCCUCUGAUGACACUAAAGGGUUCUUCGAUCCAAACACAGAGGAGAAUCUGACCUACCUUCAGCUGAUGGAGAGGUGCAUAACAGACACUGAAACUGGACUCUCUCUUUUACUUCUGAAAGAGAAGAAACGUGAAAGAAAGACCUCCUCCAAGUCCUCAGUGCGCAAACGAAGAGUCGUCAUUGUCGAUCCUGAAUCUGGAAAAGAGAUGUCGGUGUCCGAGGCAUACCGCAAAGGUCUCAUUGACCAUCAAACGUACAUCGAGCUUGCGGAGCAAGAAUGCGAAUGGGAGGAAAUAACCACCUCAUCUUCCAGUGGUGUCAUUAAGUCUAUGAUUACUGACAGAAGGUCCGGGCGGCAGUAUGACAUUGAUGAUGCAAUCUCCAAAGGCCUCAUUGACCAGUCUUCUCUGGACCAGUACCGUGCUGGUAAUCUUUCCAUCACUGAAUUUGCAGACAUGCUCUCUGGCAAUAUGAGUGGCUUCAGAUCACGUUCGUCUUCCUUUGGAUCCAACUCUUCUUAUACCAUGAGCCCAGUUCCCUCCAUAAAACCACCAGCAACAACCUGGACUGAUCCAACUGAGGAAACCGGACCCGUGGCUGGAAUUCUGGAUACAGAUACUUUGGAAAAAGUGUCGGUCACAGAGGCUAUGCAUCGGAAUCUAGUCGACAACAUCACUGGUCAAAGACUGUUAGAAGCACAAGCGUGUACGGGAGGAAUUAUAGAUACAAACACGGGAGAAAAAUUCACUGUUGCUGAUGCGAUGACCAAAGGACUGGUGGAUAAGAUAAUGGUUGAUCGUAUCAAUUUGGCUCAGAAAGCUUUUCAGGGAUUUGAAGAUCCAAGAACCAAAACAAAAAUGUCAGCCGCUCAGGCCUUAAAGAAGGGUUGGCUCUACUAUGAAGCUGGCCAGCGGUUCCUUGAAGUCCAGUACCUAACGGGUGGAUUAAUCGAUCCAGAUGUUACAGGAAGAGUAGCACUGGAUGAUGCUGUAAGGAAGGGCACCCUAGAUGUUCGCACUGCACAGAAACUGAGAGACAUCAGCGCAUAUUCCAAAUACCUCACCUGCCCCAAAACAAAACUCAAGAUUUCAUACAAGGAUGCCAUGGACAGAAGCAUGAUAGAAGAAGGAACUGGACUGCGUUUGCUAGAAGCUUCCUCUCAGUCAAGCAAAGGCCUUUAUAGCCCGUACAGCGUCAGCGGAUCGGGAUCGACCUCAGGGUCCAAGUCUGGGUCCAGAACUGGUUCCAGAUCAGGCUCUAGAAGAGGAAGUUUUGAUGCUACCGGCUCAGGUUUCUCCAUGAGUUUUCCUUCAUCCUACAGCCCCACUAGCUAUGGCCGCCGGUAUGAUUCAGGGCCGCAUGGUGGACUUCAGAUGGAUGAGCUAAAGCAGGCUCUUACAGCUUUGGCAUCAGGCAGGAACUGUUGCUUUGAGGAAAAUAAACUAUUCACAUUAUCACAAACCAACUGCUCUUUAGUUGCUUAAUUUAUGUACAAAAGGGACAUUUAUCCUGCUCUGCAUGAGACUGCUAAUGGCCUUUUCACUGAUGGGUAUAAUAUUACUAUAUGAGACUGGCUUUGUUAUUGUGUUACAUUUUUAAAUAUAUUUAGUUCAUCGUUUCUUGUUUUUUUUCUCAUGUUUUUUUCUCUUAUUUCUUGUUGACAUGUCGGUAUGAGACUAUGCAUCAUAUAUUAUAUACAGUUUGUUCUGCAAAGCAUUCAUGGCUGAAAAAAUAUGUUUUACAUUUUCAUUCAAUUAUUAGCAGUGUUAAAUACUUAUAGCUUUUCUUUUUUAUCUGUAUCUAGUUUUUUCAUAAACUAGUAAUAUUGCAAGAAUGUUAAUGACAUUGUGAAGAGGAUAAAUCAAAGGAGAUGUAAAAGUUGGUUCUAAUAUUAUCUAAUAUUUUCUUAGUUUGUCCAAAGAUGCUCAUCUGUACAUCUCUGCUUGUAUUUUGAUGUUAAACAUGUUAACACUAUAAACCAGCGUGCUAAAAUUAGAGAAACUAUUGACUAUCUGCAAAGUGGGAUAAGGUCCAUGUAGACACUGAAUAUUGGCAUGAGACAAUGCCGAUAAACAAAACAAUAAAUAUCUUGGUUAAAGUGCCACACCUGUGGCUUACAAGAAAUUGAACAUCUUUUAUUAUUUAGAACUGGAAAAUUAUUAACUCUGAAGUCUAAUGAUACAAACUGAAGUCAUUGCAGGGUGACACACAUUUACUGUAAAGAUGCAAAAUUACAUUCAAUUACAUUUACAUGAGACUUCAAUUGCCUCUUACACCUUGUUUGAUGUCUACAUCGUUUUUUUUGUAAUUAAUGUGCACCCCUAUUAGGCUUAAUGGUUUAAGCCUAGUGUCAUUACUUGUGUUUUUGCAGAUUAUAUUAUACAGAAUGUAAUUAUAUAGGAUUUUAAUGUUUAUAUUGACAUACAAGUACUAUGACAGUAAAGAUGUUUUGUCAGAUUAUUUGGAAGCGACUCUCUUCACUGGUAUUCUGAUGAUUUAAAUAUUAAACGUCAUGACCAAUAAUUUCUUCAGAAAAGCUUAUGUACAGUUAAGUUAUGAAAAAGCCUUAAUAUACUUUUAAGCUUUUAACACGUCUCGAUUUUGCUGACAGGGUUCUGUGUCAGAAGACAACUAUGUCAAAAUUAAAGUCAAGUCAAAUGAAUGCAUUGGGUAGAUUUCGUUCAUUUAUUCAGUCACUUUUGAAAAAUACAUUACAACAAAAAUGUUAAAGGAAAAAACAGCACUGGAACUUUCUAUAUGCCCAGACUACCUCCUCUUUAAAUGAAUCUAAAUUCAACAUUCAUGUUCUUUACAGUCAUUAUUAUUGCAAGUUACCUGUUAUCUUUCACUGCCACGGUGUAAUAAAAUGGAAUUGAUUUCUCCAAUGAGAAGAUUCACAAUCAUUGUGAUCUCUCCGCCAACAUACAUGUUCAACUACCUUUAUUUAUGCUCCUUUUCCUUUUGCUUUUGAAUUGCUUGUUUGAUAUAAAUAUACAAGAUGCUAAUGGCGUGUAUAGGUUUAGGUCAGACUGGUAUACUGAUAUUCAUCAUCAUUUGACCGUUUUAACACAAGUUUUGAAGUCUUUGAGGUUUAAUAUUAGAAACUUGGAUUGCUUUGUUCUCAUGAUCACAUAUCAGCAGCUGUUCAGAACAGUAACUUGUGUAAUGUUUUAAUAAUGUGUUGACCAUUCUAAAAUGAACUGAAUGUAUAGAACAUGGUCUCUAUGCACAUAUUUGUCAAACCUAAGACAGACCGUAUUGAAUGAAACAAAAAGCAAAUAAAGAAUCUGCUAAACCCAAUCCAAUAUGCUAACUUUCCUUGAACAUUUUGAUCACUACUGUACAUCACGAUAUAAUUCAGUUUUAUUUUCCAACAUUAUAUAUGUUGCUUUCCAUGUUUUACAAACAUGAUUAAAAGGAUAUGGGUGAUUCGUUUUUAAAGUAAGCUUUUGGAGAUUGUAUCAAGAUACAUUAAGAACUGUUCUGAUGUUUUGAAUGCAUGAUCUGAGGAUGGUAUUGAUGAGAUGAGAUGAAAUGUUAGUAUGUCAUGUAAAUAAAGUAAUUAUCUGCUGUUCAAUGUCA
This is a messenger RNA of Triplophysa dalaica, 16526 nucleotides long. RefSeq names its product plectin a (gene pleca). Gene Ontology annotation, cellular component: perinuclear region of cytoplasm; cytoskeleton; cytoplasm. The record is from RefSeq and is a predicted model, not a curated record. Gene Ontology annotation, molecular function: ankyrin binding; structural constituent of cytoskeleton; cadherin binding. NCBI's taxonomy places the organism in Eukaryota, Metazoa, Chordata, Actinopteri, Cypriniformes, Nemacheilidae. Gene Ontology annotation, biological process: hemidesmosome assembly; intermediate filament cytoskeleton organization; wound healing.